Aspergillus terreus NIH2624 is the source of this 504-nucleotide messenger RNA. RefSeq lists its product as uncharacterized. NCBI's taxonomy places the organism in Eukaryota, Fungi, Ascomycota, Eurotiomycetes, Eurotiales, Aspergillaceae. The transcript has a single exon. The record is from RefSeq and is a predicted model, not a curated record. The coding region runs from base 1 to 504 and encodes 167 amino acids.
AUGCGGUCGUCUCUCCCACACUGGACGGUCUUUCUCGCCCUCCUGGGCCUGGGCCUGGUUCAUGCGCACACCGUGAUUGUCUACCCAGGCUAUCGAGGCAACAACCUCCAUACGAACGGCACUGUCGAGGCCGCAGAUGGCUUGGGUGUCGCGGCCGACAGUAACGGGUCAUACAUCUAUCCGUAUGGCAUGCAAUGGGCCUAUCCUUGUACGUUUCUUACUCUCCCCCGUUCCAUGGAAAAACGAAGCUCACUGAUUAGGCGGCGGUAUGCCCACCUCGACAAAUCGCACCAAAUGGCCGGUCAACGGCGGCGCCGUCUCUCUCCAACCUGGCUGGUUCCAGGGUCACUCGACGGCCUUGAUCUACAUCAAUCUGGGUCUGGGCACCGUGCCCCCCAACAUGAGCCAUCCCAUGGUCUCCCCGUUCCAGAUCACCGGCCCGACCAACAACCCCUACCCCGGGACGAUCUGUAUUCCCCAGGUCCCCUUGCCGGCCAAUAUUAG